UAUGAGACAUCAUCACAUGUACGUCAUGUACACUAACAAUUAUACAUGUAUACGUAUUUGUUUUAUUUAUAAAUGACAAACGCAUUGGUGAUAAUUUCAUGGAGAUGAUGUUCAAUGUUAUGUAGAACAAUAUAACACUUUGAGGAAGUGUUUGUGGUUGCAGAUUUUCGUUGAGGAAAAGACAAGAUCGGCAUUUUUUUUUGUACAAUUAUCAGACCACUUUAGGUUUAGAAAUCGAAUUUAAAUAUUACAUAUAUCCUGAAAUUUAUAAAGUCAUACGUCCUUUUCUAACGUAAGACCUUUUUUUAUAUCUCUUGGUCGUAGCCUAGCUGUUAUCAUCAAUUGUUUAUUAUUAUAUAGCGAAAAUGCAUUCGUAUACUGUGCAAAAUAUCAAAAUGUUAAAACAUAUAAUAAUAACUAAAGUUUUUAUCAAUUUCGAAUCAUAAAUCUGUUGCAUGUAAUAACAAUAAUUAAUUGCAACAUUUAAAUACAAACAAAUAAUUGAAUUUCCUAUAAUUGAUAAAUGAUCUUUAAAAUAUAUAUUUUUCAAUGAUUAAAGUUAUGAAAAGUUUUACCGAUCAAAUAUGAAAAUACAUUCCUUUGUAACUUCGAUUAAAAUAUAUCAUUAUACGGACGGAUUGCCCUUUUCUUGUCCUUUUUAUCGACAGAAUACGUUUCGAAAUUGGCCUCUGGAAAGUCAAUAUCCAAGAACUUAUUUAUCAGAAGCAGGAUUUUAUUUUUGUGAUGGAAAGACUGGUAUAUAUGUUAUACGAUGCUUUGUGUGUGGAAUUUUUACAAUACCCACUACAUGGAAGACUAAUGAAACACCCGUUGAGGCUCAUAAACGGCUAUCAAAAUGUUGCAGCUUUAUAACUAACUGGUGUAAUGAUUCCAGAUAUGACUUUUCAUAUUCUACCAAUAUCUCAAUAUGUUCAACACUUACACAGCUCUAUGUUCAUAAAGAGUAUGCUGAACUGAAUAAGAGAAUGGAUUCUUUUAAAAAUUGUUUCUACAAGGAAAUGCUUAAACAGUAUAAACAUGCUGCAAGAACUGGACUAUUUUAUUCUGACGAUUCCUUGAUUUGUUGCUGUUGUAACUUCAAGCUGUACUUCUCUGAUUCUGAGGAUGUCAUGUGGCAGAGGCAUGUGUUGUUUAGUCCAGAUUGCUUUUAUUUACGAGAAACCAAAGGAGUUGAUUUUGUAAACAAAUCACAGGAGAAAUGGAGAAAGAUCUACAAGCCAAACAACAAAAUGAUGGUAGACGUAGAAAGUCGUAUAGCAACAUUUAAAACGAGAUGGAAAACAACAGUCAGACAAACACCAGAGAUGCUGGCAUAUGCAGGAUUUUACUAUGCUGGGGAAGAAGGAGGGGAUACUGAUUGUGUUAGAUGUUUUUACUGUGACAGAGGCCUUAAACGUUGGGAACCGUCUGACGAACCGUGGACAGAACAUAUUGUUAAAUCGAAGGAAUGCAAAUUCGUAGAACUAAUGAGGGGACACUUGUAUAUUAAACAUGUUUGCGAAAACUACAAGACAAAAAAUGAAAAUAAAAAACCAAACAGGGACAGUCAAGAGUACAAUAACAAACUGACACUGUCUGAAAUGGGAUUUUCUGUGGAUGAUAUUCAAUAUGCCAUCAGCACGUUUGCAGAUAAUUCAGAAGGAUGUUGCAACUAUGAAAUAGAAGAUCUUUUGAACAUUUUAAUUCAAAGACAUGAAUCAUCACGAGACAAUGAUGUUUAAAGACAAACUAUGACAUAUGACAGAAUUUUUCAGUUCUAAAACUAGGAUUCCAAAAGUUUGUUAAUGUAUGCAUUUUUUUAAAAAAUAUUCAAACACAAUGAAUAUUACAAUAGAAUUACUGAUAUCAGUGCCUAUAAAUAAAGUAGAUAUUCAUAAUAUUUAUAACGAUGCAAUUUUUCAUGAAGUUUUAAAUACAUGCAAUUUGGUUCAUAUGACAAUUAUUGGUUUUAUAAUAAGUAAGAAUACUUAUUUGAUAUCAACCCGAGUGAUUUAUUUGUAAUAUGACGAUAAACUUGUAUUCGAUGAGCCUAGUUUUACUAUUUAAAUGAAAUAAGCAAAACUGCUAUCAACCGAUAGUUGAAAGUGAUCAAAAUCCAAAAGGAAUAUAUAGCCAGUGGAAACGUCGAUAUAUUGUCACAUUAUGCUGGACAAGCCAAUUAUAUUCACGCAGAUAAUUGUUUAACUUUUUCGUAUCACAUUCUGUACAGUGUGACACGAGAAAUGUGUCUUUAUGCAAGACAUAGAUAACAGGCUGCAACCAUAAGUUGAACAUAAGGAGGGGAUUAUGCGUUUCAUUUGGUAUUGUUUUGCAUAUUAUUCAUAAGACUUUUUGUAUUGUUUAAAUACCAUUGCAAGAAGGGUUAGACUAAUAUAUAGAAAUAUAGAGGGACUUAAAAGUAAUCAAAAUGCGAAUGACUCCUUUAUCUGAUUGAGGUAAAGUAGGAGAGGUAAAACAUGACGUUAGAGAUGGCAUUUUAGUAUUAACUAUAUGAAUUGUUAAUAUGAAGUGAUCAAAUAGUUUUAUUAUACUUCACGUUAAAAUGCCAUUUUUUGAUUGGUUAAGACGAGGUUGUCAAUUUACUCUAUCACAUGGCUGAGCGGGUGACAAUUUUUUGUAAUGUUACCCUCUCGUCUAGGCCAAUCAGAAAUCGAUAAUUGAAAGAACAAUGAAUUGAAUUUACAUCAAGGAAUUAAAUACAAUGCUUAAGUUCUACUUUUGGCUCAGAUUUUAUUAUCGACUGUUAAAAUAAAUAAAAUAAAACAUUUUGCUUGACUUUUUUUGUUUUUUGUCUAAUGCCCGUAACGUUGUUAUGAACGUGACGUCAUAGAAAAUACUUUUAAAAUAAAAGUAAUCUGUAAAAGCCAAUAAUAAUAGGACAUUCAGUAUAAUAAAUUAAAUAACACAUAGCUGAGAGGGUGAUAGAGCAGAUUGGAACCCCUCG
Mytilus trossulus (common blue mussel) is the source of this 2965-nucleotide messenger RNA. RefSeq names its product baculoviral IAP repeat-containing protein 2-like. The coding region runs from base 585 to 1742 and encodes 385 amino acids. NCBI's taxonomy places the organism in Eukaryota, Metazoa, Mollusca, Bivalvia, Mytilida, Mytilidae. Gene Ontology annotation, cellular component: nucleus; cytoplasm. The record is from RefSeq and is a predicted model, not a curated record. The transcript is spliced from 8 exons.